This is a messenger RNA of Bubalus bubalis (water buffalo), 1773 nucleotides long. RefSeq names its product RasGEF domain family member 1A (gene RASGEF1A). The record is from RefSeq and is a predicted model, not a curated record. Gene Ontology annotation, cellular component: plasma membrane. Gene Ontology annotation, biological process: positive regulation of GTPase activity; Ras protein signal transduction. The transcript has 13 exons. The coding region runs from base 176 to 1618 and encodes 480 amino acids. Gene Ontology annotation, molecular function: guanyl-nucleotide exchange factor activity. NCBI's taxonomy places the organism in Eukaryota, Metazoa, Chordata, Mammalia, Artiodactyla, Bovidae.
AGCUUGCCCUUGGGAACCACUCCCUCUGUGGGUCCCUCCGGGCACCUGCUGCCAGGUGGGCUGCGCCCAGGGCUCAGAACGGAUGGGCAGCCCAGGCUGCCACUGCCUUGCCUGGCCCUGCUUGCGGAGGCCAGUGUUAGUCUACGGCUGAGCGGCACCUGCACAGCUGGAAACUAUGCCCCAGACGUCCGUGGUCUUCUCCAGCAUCCUCGGGCCCAGCUGUAGUGGACAGGGGCAGCCCGGCAUGGGGGAGCGAGGCGGUGGGGCCGGCGGCUCUGGGGACCUCAUCUUCCAAGAUGGACGUCUCAUCUCGGGGUCCCUGGAGGCCCUGAUGGAGCACCUGGUCCCCACAGUGGACUAUUACCCUGACAGGACGUACAUCUUCACGUUUCUCCUGAGCUCCCGGGUCUUCAUCCCCCCUCAUGACCUGCUGGCCCGCGUGGGGCAGCUCUGCGUGGAGCAGAGGCAGCAGUUGGAGGCUGGGUCCGAGAAGGCCAAGCUGAAGUCCUUCUCAGCCAAGAUCGUGCAGCUGCUUAAGGAGUGGACGGAGGCCUUCCCCUUUGACUUCCAGGACGAGAAGGCCAUGGCUGAGUUGAAGGCCAUCACCCAUCGGGUUACCCAGUGUGAUGAGGAGAACGGCACUGUGAAGAAGGCCAUCUCCCAGAUGACACAGAGCCUGCUGCUGUCCCUGGCUGCCCGGAGCCAGCUUCAGGAGCUGCGGGAGAAGCUCCGCUCACCGGCCAUGGACAAAGGGCCCGUCCUCAAGGCCAAGCCUCCAGCUGCUCAGAAGGAUAUCCUGGGCGUGUGCUGUGACCCCCUGGUGCUGGCCCAGCAGCUGACACAUAUCGAGCUGGAGAGAGUCAGCAGCAUCCACCCCGAAGACCUGAUGCAGAUUGUCAGCCACAUGGACUCCCGGGACAAGCACAGGUGCCGAGGGGAUAUGACCAAGACGUACAGCCUGGAGGCCUAUGACAACUGGUUCAACUGCCUCAGCAUGCUGGUGGCCACCGAGGUGUGCCGGGUAGUGAAGAAGAAGCACCGGACCCGCAUGCUGGAGUUCUUCAUUGACGUGGCCCGAGAGUGCUUCAACAUCGGCAACUUCAACUCCAUGAUGGCCAUCAUCUCUGGCAUGAACCUCAGUCCUGUGGCGAGGCUGAAGAAAACGUGGUCCAAGGUCAAGACAGCAAAGUUCGACGUCUUAGAGCACCACAUGGACCCGUCCAGCAAUUUCUGCAACUACCGGACAGCCCUGCAGGGGGCCACGCAGAGGUCCCAGACGGCCAACAGCAGCCGGGAGAAGAUCGUCAUCCCCGUGUUCAACCUUUUCGUCAAGGACAUCUACUUCCUGCACAAAAUCCACACCAACCACCUGCCCAACGGACACAUUAACUUCAAGAAAUUUUGGGAGAUCUCCAGGCAGAUCCAUGAGUUCAUGACAUGGACACAGGUGGAGUGUCCCUUUGAGAAGGACAAGAAGAUUCAGAGUUAUCUGCUGACAGCUCCAAUCUACAGCGAAGAAGCUCUCUUCAUCGCCUCCUUUGAAAGUGAAGGUCCAGAAAACCACAUGGAAAAGGACAGCUGGAAGACCCUCAGGACCACUCUCCUUAACAGAGCCUGAAGGCACGGAUGCGGCCUGCAGACGCUGGAUGAAGCACACUUAUGUACUGAGUUUUAAUCUUGAUUGAUAUGGGUUGAGAUGAGGAGGCCUCACUGGUUGGGGUCCAUUUUGUACAUAACUUUUAUGAAGAAAAAAAUAAUUAUUUCAUGCAUCAA